Messenger RNA from Trichoderma asperellum CBS 433.97, 1035 nucleotides. RefSeq lists its product as uncharacterized. Gene Ontology annotation, biological process: protein O-linked glycosylation via fucose; GDP-fucose import into Golgi lumen. Gene Ontology annotation, molecular function: GDP-fucose transmembrane transporter activity; antiporter activity. NCBI's taxonomy places the organism in Eukaryota, Fungi, Ascomycota, Sordariomycetes, Hypocreales, Hypocreaceae. Gene Ontology annotation, cellular component: Golgi apparatus. The record is from RefSeq and is a predicted model, not a curated record.
AUGAGUGAGGUCUCAGAACCACAGCCUCCAUCCAGACGUCGAGUUGCUCUGACUGUACUCUUCCAUUCCACCUGUGCGAUCUUGAGCACAAUUCUCUCCAAGUCAGCGUUAAAUGGCAUUGAUGCCCCUGUGACGUUACUAGCCUUUCAAACAACGGUACAAGUUGUACUACUCACAACUAUCGGCUACUUUACAAAGUGGAUUACGCUGUCAAGGCCUGUUUCGGCAUGGGUUGCACUGCUUCCACUUACUGCUGCUCGACUGGUCGGCAUCCUCGCCAAGACGUACUGCUUGGCUUCGGUUAACGCUUCCGUCUACCAGAUCGCUCGCGGUCUCCUUCUGCCUUUUACACUAUUUUUAUCGCUUCUCGUACUUCGACCACGUCCAUACUACCCGCCAUUAUCACUUUGCGGCUGCACUUUGGUGAUGGCUGGCUUUGGCGCUGGAAUGGCAUCUGACUAUAGCCAGAUGCUAACCAGCGGAAAGGGUGUAUUGCUUGGAGUUAUUUCGAGUUUCACUACAGCUGUUGAGUCUGUAGUUGUCAAGCGCUUUCUUGGAAAAAGCAGCGAAGGAAUGUGGCAGAUGGUCUGGAUGUCAAAUGUCAUGGCUAUUGCGUUUUAUCUUCCGUUGCUCUUUCUAUCCGGAGAAAUGGGAACCACGGUAGCACUUCUGAGCUCAACAGAGGCGUCUGAUGCAUCUGCUAGUGCCCACCAGUUCCUAGGCACCGCGGUGUUGACGGGCGUUGCCGGAUUUCUACUUACAAUUGCCACCUUCAUGCAGAUUGAGGUUACCAGCCCGACUACGCACAUGAUUGUGACAGCUGCGCGAGGAGUAGCCCAGAGCUCCAUCGCUGUUGUAACUCUCGGAGAGCCGUUGACCGCUAACCGUGCUGGUAGCAUGGCUCUGAUCUUGAGUGGAAGUGCCCUAUAUGGCUGGGCUAAGGAUCGUUAUGCACAGGGCAAAAAAGACCAGGCAACUUAUCUGCCAGUUUCUCAGGACGCUCAGCUGGAGACGUUGAACAAAGAGAGUCGGUAG